Dentiscutata erythropus is the source of this 876-nucleotide messenger RNA. The record is from the annotation of a GenBank genome assembly. NCBI's taxonomy places the organism in Eukaryota, Fungi, Glomeromycota, Glomeromycetes, Diversisporales, Gigasporaceae.
AUGACUCGAUUUGUUCUUACCGGUUUCUGUCCAAAAGGUAGAAAAUGUGAAGAUGGAACUAUCAAUAAUAAGUAUCCAAUGAUAGAAUUAGAUAACGACAACUAUUCUUAUAGGACCGAUAAAAAUGUUGAAUUUUCAGAUAGUGUGUUGAUUAUUCAGGGAGAUUCAACGAAUGAUUAUAGUACUCAAUAUACCAUUGAUAGAGCUGAAGAGUUAAAAAAGAAAUUGAAAAUUGUGAAUGUGUUCGCAACGAGAAAAAGUAAUUUAUUAGGAGCAGAGCAAACCCAAGUGAAAAUGAUUUGCAAAAAGUUUAUGAACAAUAUUUGUGAUGAAAUUCUUCAUAAUAAUAGAUUUCUGAAAAUUUUUCAAAAAAUGUGUGAGAAAUGUGCUAAUGUUGAAAUGGUCCUUUUAAAGAAAAAGAGCGAAUUAACUAAAAUUUUACCAAUAAUAAGAUCUGACGAGUGUCUGUUAGUUCCCACUAAAGUAAAUGGAGUUAAUAUGUUCAAACACAAUUAUUUAUUUGAAAGGUUUAAAGUUAAAUUAGAAAUUGAGACACCCGUGAGUUAUGCAUUACUCUCGAUACAAAAUGAUAUUUCGGGCAUAGAAGAAUUGUAUAGUCACGAAUCGGCUUUUGAAGAGUACAAGAAUUGGAUUUGUAUGAAGUUACCAAACGUUAGGAAAAUAAAUGUUGAAUCAACCAGCGAAGCGGCAAAAAUAGCUUCGUUUUCUCAUUCAGCGUCGCUUUCAAAUAUAUUAUGUUCAAGGUUAUAUGAUCGUAAUAUCUUAGAAACAGAUAUUUGUGAUUUUUCAAAUAAUAAAACCACAUUUGUAUUUGUGAGCAAUCACGAAGGAUUAAAUAAAUUAAUAAAAUUUUAA